Molecule: messenger RNA, 1176 nt
Organism: Marchantia polymorpha subsp. ruderalis
Lineage: Eukaryota; Viridiplantae; Streptophyta; Marchantiopsida; Marchantiales; Marchantiaceae
Source: the annotation of a GenBank genome assembly
AUGGUGAACAAGAAGGGGCAGAAAGGUCAGCGGAGCUAUAGCGCUUACAAUGCCAGUAAUUACUUGAUCGCGAGCCCCGCAUCGGCCAGCCCCAGCACCAUCGACAACGACGCUGGAGCGAAGCAGGAGUCGGAGCUCGGAGAGGAGAAUGGAGUGGGGGCAGAGGCUGCGUUUGCCAAGGACAAGCACGCGCUCUAUCAGCGGGCCGUGCAAUCGCCCAAGGGCGACAUCAGCUAUCUGCAGAAAUUCUUCUUGAAUUACGUCGGAGGGCGGACUCCUCUUCAUCUGCGCGAGGACUUUUGCGGUACCGCGCUCAUCUGCACGGAAUGGGUCCGUGCCGACUCCCGUCGGACGGCCGUGGGGUUGGAUCUCGACGAGGAGGCGUUGCGAUGGGGUUUGCAGAAUAAUAUUUGCAAAGCCGGCGUCGACGCUUACAACCGCGUUCAUUUGUUCUGCGGAAAUGUGCUGGAUGACAUUUCCAGGGCUUCGAGAAUUUUAGCGGAUGAAUCCCUCGUCCCUGAGUUGACGAGGAAGCUUGAAGAGCAGUCUUUGCAUGACGAGAAUGAGAGAGUUGAUUUGGACGGACCAUCUUCCAAUGUGGAAGGUCCUUCUGAUCCGGGAGCCUUCUCUGCAGCCCAAAUGCUCCCGGGAGCUGACAUGGUCUGCUCUUUCAAUUACAGCUGCUGUUGUUUACAGAAACGCGCAGAUCUUGUUAAGUACUUUCGAGAAGCAUUGAAAACUAUACACGAGGAUGGAGGUAUUUUUGCAAUGGAUUUGUACGGAGGCACUUCAUCAGAGUGUGCUUUGAAGCUUCGUCGCCGAUUUGAGAAAUUCUCGUAUACCUGGGAGCAGGAGGAAUUCGACAUUGUCAAUAGAACGACAAGAAUAAGUUUGCACUUCCGACUCAAUAACAACCAAGGCAUAAUCCGCCAUGCGUUUUCGUAUUAUUGGCGACUGUGGACCAUCCCGGAAGUUAAGGAGUGUCUCUUGGAGGCCGGUUUUAGUUCGGUACAUAUUUGGAUUAAGCAGAUGUCAGAUACUCAUGAAAGGGAUGACGAUGAAGCCACUGCAACUGAUUCCAAGGCCAAGUACGAGGAGGUGACAAGUUUCUUACAGGAAGAUGCAUGGAAUGCUUACAUCGUCGCCGUAGCACCUCGAAAGUUCCGCCCUAAGUAG